Aedes albopictus (Asian tiger mosquito) is the source of this 861-nucleotide messenger RNA. RefSeq names its product transmembrane protein 186. The record is from RefSeq and is a predicted model, not a curated record. Gene Ontology annotation, cellular component: mitochondrion. The transcript is spliced from 2 exons. Lineage: Eukaryota; Metazoa; Arthropoda; Insecta; Diptera; Culicidae. The coding region runs from base 145 to 801 and encodes 218 amino acids.
GAGCCGACCGAUUGCAUCACGCGCUUCAACUCUGAUUUUAGCGAUUUUAGUGAUUAAAGUUUAAAUAAUAAUUUGUGAAAUUUUCGCGAAAAUAAACUGAAACUGUGUUCUCGAUAGUAGUUUAGUGCCCUCAAACAGCUCAGCAUGUUGAGCGUUCUCCGUCUGUGUCCCGCGGGGCGAUUUUCGAUCGCAAACGCAGUGCAACUUUUUCACCGUACCCCGGCAGCAUCCACAACGAGGCUGGUGCAACAGUGUUCCACAGAAUCGUCACCAACGCAAGAAGAAAGAGUUCAAACCGGGACCCAAACUCCGGCGGCACCGAACACUGAUGGAAGUUGGAAUCCUAUCUUUCAUUUUCCGGGAAUCGUACUCACAGCGUCGGUAAAACGACUUAAAAUGUAUCCUGUUGGGGUCACUGGUGCCACCGUGCCCAUCUGCUUGGGGUUGGCUUACGCAGACAUCUUCAGUGUCACGACGGCGCAGAUUUGCGGGUCCAUUGGACUCACCACCACCCUCACGCUGCUUUUAUUCAGUUACUUGACCAACAAUCUGGUCGGUUACGUUUACACCGAUGAAGAGUGCAAACGGGUGAAGAUUUCCUACGUGGACUUCAACGGGAAACGACAGGAUCGAAUACAUUCGAUCGAUGACAUAGUGCCCAGGUCGGAACUGGGCCGUUCAUUGUUGAAGUUCUACUUUCCUAUCAAAAAUCACGACAAUGGCGACGUCUAUAGGAUCGUACACAAAUACGGCGAAGUCUACAACGAGCAAGCUUUCCAGAAAGUUUUCGGUAGAGAUUAGGCAUGAUUGUAAGUAUAGUAUUGAUCCCUGUUUAAUUUAACUUUUUAUUUUGGAAGCCCA